Bursaphelenchus xylophilus (pine wood nematode) is the source of this 605-nucleotide messenger RNA. The record is from the annotation of a GenBank genome assembly. Lineage: Eukaryota; Metazoa; Nematoda; Chromadorea; Rhabditida; Aphelenchoididae.
AUGGUUCCGUUCGGCUUCGUUUUUAUUCCCCGGUUCUUCCAAGGCUUCGUGGCCUGCACUGGGUGCUAUUAUCGCCGAAUGGGCAACUCUCCGAGAGUCUGGCAUUUCUGUGGCCUGGACUUCAGCCUAUCUUCAACUGGCCCAGAUCUUCACAUGCCUGUGAGUUAUGCAAAAGUGAAUGGAGUUGGCCGUCGUUGUACCACUUCUGAUGGUUCUUUGGAGAUUCUCCGACCAUCCAUCGGUAAAAUUAGUUGCCGCAAAUUUGAUGACAUUACUUUAGACAUUUCAUUGAAAAAGAGCUGGAAACUCUGCGGAAAAACAAAUUAGUUCUGAUUGGAGCUGACAAUGACAAUCAAAAGGUCCCAUAUAAGGAGAUUUUUUAAAGUUAAAACCGACCGGUUAUUGGAAUCCCGUUAUCAUUGUUUGGGAGAAUCUUUGUGUUUCCAGUUCUUUUAUCAGUAUGGUCCGGUCUAUUUAAAUCAGGUAAAAUUUGGCCAAUGUAUUAUCAGAAAACCCUGUCGUCUGAUAUAUUUCCAGAUCAAGAUCAACAUCCAGCCGAGGAAGCGCCUCAGCAGCUCCCGGAAUGGAACAGUGAGCAGUUUUAA